This is a messenger RNA of Pleuronectes platessa (European plaice), 6556 nucleotides long. RefSeq names its product LIF receptor subunit alpha a (gene lifra). Gene Ontology annotation, cellular component: external side of plasma membrane; signaling receptor complex. Gene Ontology annotation, biological process: cytokine-mediated signaling pathway. Gene Ontology annotation, molecular function: cytokine binding; cytokine receptor activity. The record is from RefSeq and is a predicted model, not a curated record. The coding region runs from base 345 to 3284 and encodes 979 amino acids. The transcript has 18 exons. NCBI's taxonomy places the organism in Eukaryota, Metazoa, Chordata, Actinopteri, Pleuronectiformes, Pleuronectidae.
ACGACGACCCUCCUCCUCCUCGAGCACCGAACGGAAUAACCGAAUCCCGUUGGUCCGCUCACCUGUCCAUCAAGCGUCUGGCUCCCACUUUUCCAGUAAUCGCAGCCACAGUGGGAGCAGCUCGGGAGACAGACAGAGGAUCACAGCGCGGUUCCAACAAGCCACAGUUCAUCUAAACACGCCCGGUGACUGGAUUUAAACCCCCGACCCCACUCAGGAGGACCCCCUGCUCCACCCCAGGGUAUCCUCUGUCUCGACACUGGGGAUGUCUAGACUGGUGUUACUGUAGUGGAGAAGACCACCGCCUCAACGUCUGCUAACAGUGGCUCGGCCAGUCCAUCACCAUGCCUCAAUUUAGUGUCAGUGCCAGCUCAAAGUCUAACUGUUGCCCCCUCUGGCUCAUCUGGGUUCUCCUGGGCCUCUCGGCUGUACACACUCAUGCCAAAGAUGUCCUCGGUGUACCCCAGCAGGUGAGCCUGUCGCCCGACAGGUUCUCACGGCAGCUGUCCAUAUCGUGGCUGGGAGGAGCCGCCACAACGUUUGACCUCAUGAUCCUUAGAACGGAACUCAAUGAAAGUGUCUUCUACGAGACUCUCUCUGUGAAUCCAGUGAGUGGUCAACACCUGUGGAACUGGACCUCAGCUGAACCUCUGGAAUGUACCUCUCUGUCCAUCAAAGUCCGCUCAAGAGAUGGACACAUGACAAGUGAAUGGAGCAACACUCAGAUACUUCGAGGAAACGAUCUCCCCAGCAAUGACAAAUGCCAGGUGUAUCCCCUGGAUAGAGUUGUACCUGUGGGGGCCAAUACUACCUUCUGCUGCAUUGUGGAGGAGGGGAAGGUCUUUGAUGACCUCUUCUACAGCGGCGCUGUGAUGAAUACUACUCGACUCAGCAGGCGGACUUACGCCGGCACGGUGGUUAAUCAAGGACCAUCCAGCAGCUCUGGAACCAACGUUGUCUGUUACAAUAGCUUGAGGGCUAAGGAACCGUGUGGAACCGUGGUGUUUGUUGGAUAUCCACCUCUGCUCAGUGAUUUUGUGUGUGAAACUCACGACUUAAUCUCCGCUGUAUGCCAUUGGACUGAAGCGCGAGACACAAUGCUCUACGGCAAACGGAGAUCGAGCUACUCGCUGAACAAGAGGGAUUGUCUUCAGAGAGGGCAGAAGCAUAAAGUGUGUACUGUGGACCAUUGGGAGGGUAACUGGACACUGGUAGCUGUGAAUUUUCUCGGCCAGUACAGCCUCAAUGACUCUGCUGAAAUCCUUAACAGAGUGCAUCUGGUAGCACCGACCAAAGUGAGCUCUGUUGUCAAUGCCUGGAAUGCCACUGUGCUGUGGCAGUGGAAGUACAGAAGCUAUUCCUCCCUGCGUCUUGUCUGUCAGGUCGAGCUCACCUGCAAUGGAACCAAAACAAAUCUUACCGUCUCUGGUGUGGGUCUGCAGUCUGUGGUGCUGUCAGACCUUUAUCCUGAGGAAGAUUACAGUGUUCAAGUGCGCUGUGGUGCCCAGCUCAAUUUCUGGAAGUGGGGCGACUGGAGCGAACCGUUUACCUUCAAAACCGACACUUAUGUUCCAGAGGCUCCUGAUGUAUGGAUUUGGAUGAACAGAGACAACACCGGGCGGAUUGUUUGGAAGCCUCUGACAAGAAGACAGAGCCACGGUCAGAUCACAGGUUAUGAAUUCACUCUCUGGAGCGCUGAGGAAAAUGUACAGCACACACAGAUUUUUUCACCUGGAACAACUGCUGCACCAAUCAACCUCACCCAGAUCGCUGCCUUCAGCAGUGACAAGAUCAUUGCAACCAUCAUUGCAAAGAAUGUUAAGGGGUCAUCUCAACCUGCCAGUGUGGUCGUACCUCUACGGUUGACAGAACCCAUUGCAUUGUCCAGGGCAGUUUACACAGAGAGAGGUUUCCCUCUGACCUGGCAGAGCGAUGCCAACGCUACCUGUGGUUAUGUAGUAGAAUGGAUAGAUGCUGUCUGCACGAGGGACUGCUUCGUGGAGUGGAUCAAGGUCGCAGCUGGACAGACGAAUGUGUCCGUAGUGUCGGCCAACUUCCAGCCGGGUGUGAGGUAUAUCUUUUCCUUGUACAGCUGCUCCUCUGAAGGCCGGGAGCUGCUUCAGCGCCAGCAGGGAUAUGUGCAGGAGCUGGUCCCCUCCAGUUCUGUCCUUCUGUCAACCAGUCAGCAGAACUCUGAUGUUCUUCUCUCCUGGGGAGAGAUCCCACUGCUCAACAGAAGAGGUUUCCUCCUGGGCUACAAUGUUUACAACAGUACCGGCUCUGAACUCAAACUUCUAGUAAAUCUGCCAGACAAAGGAAACAGGAGCUACACAGUAAAGGGGCUGUCUGAGGGCUCCCAUAAAUUUACUGUUAAGGCCUACACCUCGGCUGGUGAAGACACAGGCGCUACUGCCUCCAUAACACUGGAACUAUACGCUGAUUGGCUGAUCCUGGAGAUCCUGACUUCUCUGGGAAUCACAACCUUAUUCCUAGUCAUUGUCUCCUUCAUCUGCUACAAGAAGAGAAAAUGGGUGAAAAAGGCAUUCUAUCCAGACAUACCUGAGCCCAAGCUGCCCGGUGAUUGGUCCAGAAGACAGGGGCCGUUGGACGUGAAGCCAUCUUCCCAUAGUAUAAUGCACAUUGUAGAAAAGCCUGAGUGGGAUUCUAGUAAGGAGGCACUCGUUGUCAUUCCUGAAGAAGAUGAGGAUGAAGAAGGGCAGGGGAUGGGAGAUGAGCCAGUUGACACAGAUGAGCCAACGUCGUUAAGCUACUACAACCAAGUAGUAGAUGAGAGGCCCAUAAGACCACGUUUCCCAGACUCCUCUGAUUCCUCUGCAUCUUCUUUGGAUUCAGCACGCACCGAUGUGACGUACACAGGAAUCCAGACGUCAGGGUCAUCAUUGGUCUUCCAGCUGGAUUCACAGGCCUCUGCCGAGGGCCACCAACCCCAUGCUGAUAUGUCUGUCAAUGGUGGAGGUGGAGGGGACUACAGGCCCCAGAUGCAAGCUAGAGCCCCAAGUGAUGACAUUGCCCUGGUUUCCCCUGAGCCUUUCAUAGAGGCUGCCAGUGGUGGGGGCUAUAAACCCCAGAGCUCUUGGCAUUUGGACUCCCCCGUGGAGGGCGAGGAAAGUGGAGGCCGGGCACCGUCUCUCGGAUCCCCCACCUCUGUCGCCUCCACUCAGUUUCUCCUCCCUGAUGGAGAAGAAGACACAGAGGAGAGGCGACAGCCAUCAUCAUCAGCAACAACCUGGUUCACCAAUCUGCUGUCAUCCACGAAACCAUGAUAUAAUCUCUGUGUCACUGCUAGAGAGGUCAACAUUUAACUUUGAGAUUCAUUACUGUUACCAGUGUCAUGCAUUGAACAGGUUUACCCCAUAUGGUCUUGGUAAAUAUGCCCUCUGAUGUAGCUCUACAUCCUUAUGUUUGCAUUUCGACAGCAGGUUAAUGAUCGUAUCUAAGGUGUCUAUUUCUACACAUAGAGAAAUACACAUAUAUUGUUAAAUAUCAUAAAUCUAAAACUGUAUAUUUAUACGUCAAACAUUUCUAUUCUGACAAUGAUUAUCUUCCACAUAUUUCUUCAGACCUCUUUUCUUUUAUUGCUGCCCCUGGUAAACUGGUUGGUGGCUUUUACGAUGAAUCACUGCCUUUUCUGUGACUCCCUGUAACGGGCAUUUAGCGAUGGCAUAUCCAAUGUUUCAGUUGACUCUGUCCAGUUCUUAGCUUACAUUUCACAUGUUGUGAGUUUUCGUGAUGUGAACUUAACUACACUACAAAAUAAACUGAACACAAGAAUACUUUGAUCCAAAGGAUAGCAUAAGGCUGAAGGACAUUUUUAAGAGAACACUACAGACGAGUGUUUGAAUAGAAGGUAGCUGAGAAGAUACAUCCUCUCUUCACUCGUUCCCCGUCUUGUGGUAGCCGUUGUUUUGGGUAAUCUUGCCUGCUUUCUUACCACUGAUGAGCUACUGAAAGGAAACGAAACUGAAAUGUAAAUUGAAAGAUGCACUUACAAAGCAAAAACAGUCAUUAUUUUACACAGAUACUGGAGUGGUGCUUUCUAUUGCAUUCUGGAAUUGUGUUGGCGAUGAGCCCAGUACACUGAUAUAAGCUAGAAUAUGAUUACAAACUGAUGUAAUUUUAUGAAUGAACACUAUUCUGUUAUGUUUGAAUGUUAUUGUUGUGAUGUCUUCCUUAACCAGUAGAGUUUUAUUUUUUUAAUUGCAUAGACAUGAAGAUCAUUUCACUGUCGGGCCAGUGACAUUCUUUUUUAUUAUGUGUUGCGAAUUAUUCUCAAGUUGAUGAUUGAACAAAUGAUGUGAGUUAACUUGGAAGGGUAAUUACAUUGUGUAAAUCCUUUUUCACGUGCUGCCUGAAUGUCAUACAUAAUGAACCAGACUCUGCCGAGUGCUUACGUCUGCUAACAGUCCUCUUAUGAGUUUAAUUUAAAUUCAAUAGACCUGCAUUUUUAUCUGCACCAAAUUGCACACACUCGGAUACCAGUGACCUAAACGUGAUACACUUUUUUUCAAGAUCAAGAUCCACAAAUCCUUCUCUGAGAAAUAAAUGAAAACGUUAAAGAAAACUACCUUGGUCCUCCCCCCAGAUUCAGAUCUGCACCAACAUGUAUCAUUAAAUGUUUUCUCUUUGGCCACGCCCCACAAAACUACAGGGAAAUUGGUAGAGUUGUUUUUGUGUGAUCUUAACUAACAAUCAAACAAAUGCAGAUGACAACAUAAGCUCAUUUGUUGAGGUUAUUUUUUUAAACCGAAAAGAAAUGCAGUGCUUAAAGUGUUAAGUACAAAAAGUGUGGUUAAUAUAGAUACUUCAUACUUUUUCUUUUGUUGCAUUAUUUUUAAACCCAGAGAAAAUGUGGAUUUGGUGUGCUAAGAAGCUUGUUUAUUUUUUGCUAGAGACCGGAGUCUACUUUACUUUUAAAGUUUGUUUUAAGAAGAUUGUUUAUCUUUUAAUUGCAGAGUUUUCCUGAAGGCACCAUGUCAUGUUUUGUGAUUGGAGAAAGGGAACAAGGGGAAAGCGUGAAUCUAUAAUUUGUGGGGGAAAGGCUGUGUGACUAUUUGUUGCUUGACAGCAAUUUGGCAUCUUUGUCAUGGUGUCCUAGCCCAAGUACUUUUCACAUACUCCAUGAGCUCUGCACUUGUGUUUGUACAGUGUGGGUGUGAAGGAUGCACCAUUGGCUUGGCUUCCAAAAAGCAUCAUUAUGCAAAUAUCAUCCUUUGACAUCAAGGUCAAGUGGUAACCAAGAUGUUUUUCAGUUAGACCCUGGUUUUUUUCUGUUGUUUCUCAGUGCCUCCAGCCAACAAGCUUUAAGCGAAACUACUGUGACAUGACUGAUGAGUUAGAUUGAUGUGUGUAGCUUCACUGAUGCACUCAUAACAGUCAGGCAGUCCUCUUUGACUACUGAGAAAAAUAUAUCCCCUCUUUCUCUUUAUCUCGUUACACUGAUCUGAAGUUUAACUUUUAAACUGAUCUUGCACCAGUCGAGCUGAGUGAAGGGAUCUGAUCUCAUUGUGUGUGAGAUCAGAUCAGUGACGAUCACUUCCAGACGGUGGUGUAGAGUGGCUAAGGUUUUGAGUCUUUAAACAUGGCUGUAAAUUGUUUUCCUUUAAAGCCUGCUUUUUCAGACCGGCAGCGCUUUGGAGUCUAACCUAUGAACGCUAUGUGUUAGAGGCUUUAAUGUUGAUUUGGAUCAACAAACUGGCAACUUUAGAUUUUUCUCAAAAUCUCUGUUUUUCUAUAACUAACUGUAUAUUAAAAUGUUUAUUCCAUUUAACAAGACAAAAUGCUACGGUGUUUUACAUUGGAAAUGAUAUACUCUAUAUUGCAACAUGCAGAGUUAAUGUUGACUAACCAGAUUUCUUGAGAUAGAAAAGAUUUGUGUUGAGGACACCAGAUAUAUUAAGUCCUAUGAAAGGUGUUGUGUGUAAAUCCAUGAAAAGCUUUUUAAUUUGUGUCUUGAAAAAAACAUGUAAAUGAAUUAGAAAUGUGAUCCUGUCCUCGUUCCUAGUUUAUCCUGCUUUGCAUUACCAGCUUAUCGCAGCAGUGUAACUUUGCCACAUUGUAAGUAGGGCCAGAAUACUCACCAUGCAGACUCACACAUGGCAACUGCUGACGUGCAAUUUUCCAUUCAGUCCAUUAUCUUUUCCCAAUGUCCAUCCACACUUUUAAUUGGCGCCUGUGUUUGGGGAUUAUGCAGGAUUGCAGCCGGGUACACUCGCUGCCUUACACAUCUCCAUCUCUGGCCCUGGAUGUUUUGUUGAAUCGAUGCAUGCUGUAUAUACCGUUACUAAACAAACAGCUCCAUGCUUACGUUUCCCUAUAGCUUUAAAACACUGACUAAUGUUGUGCAUGGCAACAUGACUGAAGUAUCAUGCACCUGAACAUGCUUUAAAAUCCAUGAUGUUUUGCAGAAAUAUUUUUUGCAUAAAUUGAAUGAAGAGACACAGUAAAGUGCUAAGCAAAUGAAUAAAUGUUAACACUAAUAACACAAAGUGAAACGCUACUUGUUUAAUGGCAAUAAAGUUAUUUGUCUGGCCGCUAA